AUGCCUGCAUCGACACGGUCGUGCUCGAACUCCUACCCGGCCUCGAGUCUACAGCAUCUGGCGCUGUGUCCUGGCCGUGACGGGUGCAGCGCAAUGCCUUGUGCCUACUCGGCGGACACGAUCCCAGCAGGCCGCCGCAACAAGUGCAUCCCGAACGGAGCGCUGUUCACGUGCGAGUGUGCGAGGGACGGGAACGGCAACGCGCUGUACACGGGAUCGCGCUGCGAGUCGAUCGUGACGCCCGAGUGCCCUGCGCCGGGGAAGAUGUACGUGGUGGACGGCGUCGACAGGUGUUGUCCGUCCGGGGUGUACACGUCGAAACUGGAGUGCUGCCCGUUCGCUGACAUGGUGGAGGAUGCGAACGGGGCGUGCUGCUUCAGGGACGCACGGACUGCGCGCGGACGCGGGGACGUGUUGGACGGGUGCAACGUGUGCGGCGGCAAGGGCAAGGGGCGUAUGAGGGGGGAAUGCUGCGAGGGCAAGGCUGACAAGCACGGCAAGUGCUGCCCGCCGAACAACCCCUUCACGGGACUGAAGCAAGAGGUGGACGAGUGCGGGAACUGUGGAGGCGGCAACCGGGGGUGCGACUUUGAGGCCACAGUGGCGUUUGACGUUCCCCCGUCGAACAGGAACCAUCCGGAGCUGAAUAGCAGCAUCGCUACGUGGGUGUCGGAGUCGACGGGCGCAGGGGAGCACCGCGUAAGCGUGACAGGCCGCGCGUCAGGGCCCGGGAACAGCUUUGACAUCGGCGUGACCAUUGGAGGCGUCCAGAGGGACGGGGACGCGGCGAUGGGCCAGGGCCGCAUUGCAGGAUCGAUCGGUGCGUCGGUCGCCCGCGGGAAGGAGCUCAAGUCCAAGGGGCAAGUGUCUCGCGCGUCGCGUGCGUUGAUGCAGACCUUCCUGGGAACGGGUUCGGGUAUGCAAGCCGUCGACACGCUCGCCGUGUGCGGCAACGGCCAGUGCGAGGGAUCCCUUGAGACCAUUGUAGUUGGCCCGAAUGGAGUGACGGCGGGCUGCACAACCAUCGGGCCGUCCGGUGCGACCGACUGCGCGACGCCCAUCUACACCUGCAAGGCGCCGGACUGGGCCCCGACGGUGGCGUGCGGCGGUGUCGGAGCAUGCGAUGCAGACGAUGCCUCUCUGCCCGUUCUGCAGCAGACGUCGACCUGCCAGUGCGACACGGGAUAUGCCGGGGAGGCGUGUCAGGUCUGCGACACAGGUUACGCCGAGGCGGAGGGCAGCCGCGCGGCAGGGUCGCUGCGGUGCCUGCAGCUCACGGUGUCGGCGUCCCGGGCGGUCCCACCGACCAACCCGCCAGCAGCAGCAGCGACCUUUGGACCAGUAGCUACGCAAGGGCCCGUGGCAACGCAAGUGAGCAGUGCGACGCAGGCUCCAGCGGCUAGCGCACAGCAGCCAACGACCGAGACGGCGGCACCAGGCGCAUCUGGCGACUCAGAGGCCGCGGCGUCGCCCACGGCAGGACCGGACACGAUGCUGCCCACUGGCGAUAAUGUUGGCAGCGCUUCGGUUGGGUCAGAUUCGGGCUCUUCCUCGUCCGGGUUCAGCCCAGCCCUGAGCGCGGGCGCGGCUGGAGGCGCGAUGCUGAUUGUCGCAGUCGUUGGGGCGGCUUUGGUAGUGAAGGUGGUGAAGUGGAGGCGUUCAGUGACAGAAGUGGCGCCGAGCGACAACCCUGCCCUCCGAGCACCGCCUUCGUCGCCGGGGCCGAUGAAUCUGAUAGGCCGCCCAGCAACCAGAGCUCGUACCACGGUCGAGGACAUGCUGGAGCCUGUCGAGGAAACGAUGGAGCCUGCCGAGGAAACGAUGCCUGUCGAACCUGCACAGAGGUCGGGCACCCGGGCUCUUGCCUCCCGGCCCGGCAUGUUCGUACCGCCCAUCAUCAGGGUUUCUGUCGCGCCGAUCACCUGA
Molecule: messenger RNA, 1926 nt
Organism: Pedinophyceae sp. YPF-701
Lineage: Eukaryota; Viridiplantae; Chlorophyta; Pedinophyceae
Source: the annotation of a GenBank genome assembly